Mycotypha africana is the source of this 1228-nucleotide messenger RNA. RefSeq names its product P-loop containing nucleoside triphosphate hydrolase protein. NCBI's taxonomy places the organism in Eukaryota, Fungi, Mucoromycota, Mucoromycetes, Mucorales, Mycotyphaceae. Bases 79 to 918 code for a protein of 279 amino acids. The transcript has 4 exons. Gene Ontology annotation, cellular component: mitochondrion. The record is from RefSeq and is a predicted model, not a curated record. Gene Ontology annotation, molecular function: GTP binding.
UAAAAAAAAAGAAAGAAAUCAGCAUAGAAAAAAAAAACCCGCUUUUGUAGUAAAUGCUUAGUUUACUUUCUCUUUAUCAUGAUAUUUUCUAUGCUCUUAUCGGUCAAUAAACAAUGCCAUAGACGUUUCUUCUAUUCAACUGCUUAUUGUGGAUUGGCUCGAAAAAUUGCUAGAUCCACGGCAGUACCUUCACGUCAACUGACACAAUGGCCAGAGCCAUUGCCUUUAACUCCAGAACAGAUCGAUGAAGCUAAUCUCUUGUUUGCCCGCCCUGUUCAGUUUAUUAAAAGCAUCGCUCAUAUAGAUCAAGCGCCUGAGUCCAAUCAACCUGAAGUAGCUUUUGUAGGUCGAAGUAACGUAGGUAAAUCCACGUUGAUCAAUAGUUUGACAAAGAAUAAUAGACUUGUGAAAACAUCAAGUAAACCGGGUCAUACCAAAUUGCUGAAUUUUUUUGAAAUUGGAGGUCAAGUUACAUUAGUGGACAUGCCAGGAUACGGUUUCAAAUCCAAAGAUGAAUGGGGAAAUUUAGUGGUUGAUUAUCUGACUCAACGACAGCACUUGAAAAGGUUGUUUGUACUGAUAGAUCCGACAGCAGGACUGAAGGAAACGGACAUGAAUUUUAUAAAGUAUUUGGACAGUGUACCUUUAUCAUACCAAAUUAUAUUGACGAAACGCGAUCGAUUAGCAGAACCUGCUUUUCAAGCAUCCAAAGCAAAAAUAGAAGAUUAUUUAUUGAACGAAAAUGCUAUUUGUUGCUUUCCAGAAUUAUUGUCGUGCGGUAAAAUGAAGAAAGACCAAGAAUAUAAUGCUCUAUUAGAAGCAGAGUCAACGAAAAUCAAGCAUGCUAUUGUGCAAGCGACUCAUAUUAAGGUUAAACCAAGGUCGACAACCACAACGAGGACUUCACCAAAAAAAUGAAUUACAUUGUCCAUUUAGGAUCGCCUCUUCUUUUCUCUGAUUGCCUAAUCUCGAACAUGACUUGUACAGCAAUAUAAAGGCAGGCAAUGGUGAGAAAUAGGAAAAUAAGGCCGUCUAACGAACCGAUAAUCUCUAACCACAUAUAUUUAAUACCAUCCAAACCAAGACAGAAGCCGACCAAAUUUGCAGUCAUCAUCAGUAAAACAUUGAGCGCACCGCAUAAACCACAGACAAAGCGAUAGUACCAAGUAUGGCCAAACUGCAUAUUGUAAAGUUUUUUGUAAAUAAAAAUAGAUCGUUGUAAUAGUUU